AUUAUCCAUUCAUGAAGUUGUCAUUGUUGCUCAUUUCAAUAUUGGGCUAUCUUUUUUCUUCAACCAUGGCUUUCUAUACUUGCUUUUGCCAUUUUAAGGUUGCUUAUCCCUUCUUCUCUUCUUUUCUCUAUUUCAUCCUCUUAAUAACAUUGGCAACCUCUUCUUCAUUCUUAUCAGAUGACAUAUUUGAGUUUGGUACUUUCACUGGACGUGCUCUCUUACAAGCUAAGAAAGCUUGUGGAGUUGAUUUUCAGAACCAGAACUACUCAAUUAUGAUAAGCCAAUGUAAAGGUCCAAGAUACCCUCCAAAAGCUUGCUGUGAUGCAUUCAAACAAUUUGCUUGUCCAUUUUCUGAUGAGAUCAAUGAUUUGACAACUGAUUGUGCUACAAUUAUGUUUACUUACAUAAUUGCCUAUGGAAAUUAUCCACCUGGAUUAUUUGCUCAUGAGUGCAGAGAAGGGCAAAAGGGUCUUGAUUGCAGCCUAGUAAAAUUAGACAAUAAUUCUAAUAUUUCUAGUAGUGGUGUUCAUGUGGUUGCUCCUCACUCUAUGUUGUUGAUUUCAAUUAUUGGUUUUUUGGGAUUUACUUUCUAAACAUGUGAGAGUGAGAUGCAUCUUUCAUCUAUGAAGAUGGAGAAUUUUAUUUUCAGAAUAAUAAAAAAAAAAAUUAUUAAUUAUUAA
Molecule: messenger RNA, 680 nt
Organism: Lathyrus oleraceus (garden pea)
Lineage: Eukaryota; Viridiplantae; Streptophyta; Magnoliopsida; Fabales; Fabaceae
Product: GPI-anchored protein LLG1
Exons: 4
Coding region: 12-593 (193 amino acids)
Source: RefSeq, a predicted model, not a curated record